AUGCUUGACCGCGGUACCGGCGCGCGGCACGCGCAUCGCAAUCGAUCGCACCACUCAUCGCAGUGUGCGGUGGACGUUCCAUCGCUGUCGACGUAUCGCAAUCGAUUUUGCAACGCAGCGCUGCAGCUUGUUAACCAAAGAGCUCAUCCCUGCUCAUUUAGCAGACAUUGUGGCACAGCUCACGGCCGCGCAGCAGUGGACGCGCUGCAAAUACAAAUGCCCACGACGCGGCGCCGGGCCACACGCCAGGACGAAAGCGAUGACGAGACGACGGAGGAAGCCGUGGCAGCAGUCCUCGACGCCGCGCGCGCCGCCGCCGCCGCGCGCGCCGCCGCCGAGGACGCGGACCUCACGCGGAAAGAGAAGCUCAAACGAUACGUCGCAAGGCGCGUGUCGUCGCGCAUGGUGUCCAUCGUAGCCUUUACGUUGGGCGUGGCGUGGAUGUUUUGCUUUCCCGUCGUUAGUAUUGUGACAGGAGAACUCAAAAUGAGAGGCACGUACUUCGACGAAACGACGCUGUCGCCCAUGGCCGCGCGCGCGACGCUCCACACCUCUGAGGGGUUCCGCGACUACCUCCGGAAGCGCCACGGCUCGUUCUGCGACGAGCUGAUGGCUUUGGACAUUGCCUGCCAGGAACGGUACAACGCGUCGUGGGGCGUCGUGCGCCCGGCGUCGGGCUGGGCCGCCGUCGAGGCCAUCGCGGUCGUGGCCGCCAAUAAACGCGCUAUUCCAAUUGUGCUGGCGCUGGCGCGGUUUCUGAGGGACGCGCCGUGGCUCGGCAAAAACAUCGUGGUCGUGGCGUCGGACGAUCCGCAACGGUGGGUCGGGGCCUACCAUAACGGCGACGACGAGGAUUUGUUGUUUGAGCGGGGCGGAUUAUUACGGGGCGCCGUCCUGAUAAACCUGCCCGAGGCGGAGCCGUACGGCGCCUUGACGCUAAAAGCGCACGGCUUCGACGGCGAACUGCCGAACCUGGACUUUUUCCACCUCGCGGCGACGGCCUUCCCCCAACUCGUACAUACAGAGAGCGGCUUUGAAUCUAGGGCGCCGCCGCGGCCCCGCUCGACGUAUUCGGAGCGGUCCAGGGCGUUAAUGACGUGGGCGAAACGAUUGGCGGGCGGCGCGUCGGGGCCGCACGCCCACUUUUUGCGGCGGGGCAUCGACGCCGUCACGCUCGAGCCGACCCAAGCGCUACCGAACGCGAGGCAGACCUUCGAUGAGAGUAGAGUCGGCACGGGCGUCGAACUCAUAAUAAGGUCAAUGAACAUCGUUGAGCACGAGCUCCACCACGGCGCCUCCCAGUAUCUGUUGAUGGACUCUACAAAAUUCGUGUCCUUCGACGAGGUGGCGUUUCCACUGAUGCUCACGGCGUUGCCGCUCGGCGUCGAGGCCGCCAAAGAACUUAGUGAGUACGCCUUCGACGCUAUUGUGCUACAAAGGGACAUCCCCCACACGAUCGUGCGGCAUUUUUGGUACGUGCUGGCGCCGAUGGCGUUUGGUAUGGGGUCAGUCUACGCGUGUUUCCGCGCACCGCACCUCGUCGGUCUUUUGGUGGGCCUGGCCUACGCCGCGGCGGUGAUUGUCGUAUCACGACUAAAUUCCGACCGUCGAUUAGCUAGAGCGACGCUACUCCUCGCGGCGGGCUACGCGCAUACGCCCCUCGUCCUCUCGCAGCCAUGCGUCUUGCUGUGGGUCGGCGCGCCUCUUACGCUGGUCCUGGCGACGCUGCGGCCGCGCGCCGACGGCUUUUUGUAUGUCGCGCUUUCCUUCUUUCUCUGGCUGGCGCUGUCGCCUCCUUUCAUUGCGUUUUUGACUGUUGGCUCGUGGGGCGCGGCCGUCUCCCUCUUGAGCCGCGACGCCGUCGCGCUGGGCCUGCCGGACCGCAAGCUCCUCUACGCCGGCGUCGCGUACGUGCCCGUGCACGCGGGCGCGCUGGCCUACCUGCUCUUCGCGCCGCGGCGGCCGGCGCCGCUGGAUUUGGAUGUGGAGCUGGCGAAGAAGGAGAGAUAG
Messenger RNA from Pelagomonas calceolata, 2010 nucleotides. Lineage: Eukaryota; Pelagophyceae; Pelagomonadales; Pelagomonadaceae. The record is from the annotation of a GenBank genome assembly.